This is a messenger RNA of Corticium candelabrum, 1126 nucleotides long. RefSeq lists its product as uncharacterized. The transcript has 13 exons. Gene Ontology annotation, biological process: intracellular signal transduction. Bases 179 to 1081 code for a protein of 300 amino acids. Lineage: Eukaryota; Metazoa; Porifera; Homoscleromorpha; Homosclerophorida; Plakinidae. The record is from RefSeq and is a predicted model, not a curated record.
CCUGCCCCAGAAGACUGCAGCCUAGCACUGCCGUACAGUAGUUGUCUGUGUAAAUUCCUUUCGAUCAUUUUUUCGUUUGCGCGGACUGCUAAUCGAACAGACGACGCGUUCGACGUCGUACAACAGGUUCACUGACGUACGACGUACCGAGACAAGAAAAUUCGUACAGUUGCAACUAAUGGACAAACAACAGUCAUCAUCAUCAUUGCCAACACGUGAGACAAACGUUUCAGCACUGCGAAGAAUUAGGUAUUCUCAACCGGCACUAGCAUCACAAUAUACCAGCUAUUAUGGAAUAGAUUCCUAUUCAAGACAUAGAGUAAUGUCACCACCACCUAGUAUUUCUCGAAUAACAGCAGGACCUUAUACAACCAAUAGACCACCCUACACUAACGUCAAUUACAGAAAUCAAUUGCAAAAGGAUAGACAAGGUAUAUCUCAAGCACCAGCUCAGUCUUAUGUUCAAAGAAUGCAGGCACAAAGAACAUUGCCGAUCACUAGAAUGAGAGCUAAAGACCCUUUCCAGUCAGCAUCUAGGCAGAUAAGUACAAGCACGUUGGCCUCGAUACCAUCCUUUGAUGGAUCAAUUGCUGAACACGAAGUAAUGACUACUCACUUGCAACAAUCUUCAGUUCUAUCAAGUGACGACUACAUUCAAAUGUAUAAACUAGCGCUUUCAAAUCCCAAAACAGGAAUAACACUUCAGAAAAAGAGAAUCAAUGGUAGAUUUCGUCGAAAUAUCUUCACAGGUGUUGAUGCUGCAAAGUGGUUUAUGGACAACAUGGACAACAUUCUAACAGUUGAUGCAGCAGCGUCAGUUGGCCGAAAGUUAGUAGCACUAGGAAUUAUUCAAAAUGCUUCUGAUGCAGAACUGACAGAUUUUAUUGUUUCUCCUCAAUCGUUCUACAGUUUUACAGAUGACAAACAGGAAAAGAGAACGUAUACGGCUUCCAGCAUUCAAGAGCAUCACAGUGAUUCUCCACGAGAAGGUGAGGUAAACACAACAUAUCACGAUCUCACACAAACAAAGCAACAAGGAUGGUUCUUCAAACUAUUUGGUAGCUGCUGUCCCAAUCAGUGAACCAACUGUUAGAACAAGAACACUGUGAACAUUACCUAAAACUAA